Messenger RNA from Anolis sagrei ordinatus, 3128 nucleotides. The record is from RefSeq and is a predicted model, not a curated record. Lineage: Eukaryota; Metazoa; Chordata; Lepidosauria; Squamata; Anolidae.
CGGUUGGCUCUCCUCUCGCGUCUGUUCGUGGCCACCACCCAGGAAGUGGCCUCUGGCCUUGCCCUCCCCUUCUCCUUCCUAGCCUUCCUUUUCCCCCGGCUGGACCCAUCCCGAGCCGGCCAUCGGCCUUGGAAAGGCGGCCCCUUCUAUCCUUCCAUCCAUCCAUCCAUCCUUGCGCGCCGUGCGCCCUGGGCGCAUUUGGAGAGGUCCUGCCUGUCGCCAGACACUUCCUGCAACCACGAUGCUGAGCCACUGGCCAGGAGACAUUUCUCUCGGCGGAGCUCCAUCUUCGUAGCUCCUUCUACCUACCGUUGGGAAUGAUGUCUCAGGACGGUGGGGCCCGGCCCAAGGUGAAGCCAGACGGAGGCUCUGGUAACCGUUCCGGUGGCCGCUGGAAGGCCAGGACGAGCCAGAGCCUGUUGUCGCUGGAGGCAGAGCCAGCGGCCGAUGGUCAGAUGGACCCUGAACCCAGCAGAGGGGUGGCCCGCUCCUUGCGGCAGAAACUCCAGGCGGCCGUGGGCCAGUGCUUCCCUCUCAAGAGUGCCCCUCGUUCCCCAGACCUGUCGUCCCAGCGCAAGAUCCAUUUGAGGGAGCUGAUGCUGGACACGUGCCCUUUCCCACCCGGAUCGGAGUUGGCUCGCACUUGGAAUCUCAUCAAGCAGCACACGGCGCCCGUUUCCGAGCAAGAAGUGCUGACGCCGGUGCUGCCUCCGACGGCGGAGGACGAAGACGACCGCUUGCGCGAACGGCGGCGCAUCAGCAUCGAGCAGGGCGUAGAGCCGCCUCCGGACGCUUUGAUCCACACCUUCGAGGUGACCGCUCAGAUCAAUCCGCUCUAUAAGCUUGGCCCCAAAUUGGCGCACGGGAUGAACGAGUUGGUUGGCGCCAGCCGGGUUACGUUGGCCGCUGCCGACGAAGAGGAGGAGGAAGAGGAAGAGGAAGAGGAAGCCGGAUCUUCCACAAUGGCAGACAUCAAGGACGGCUACCGGGUCCAUACCCAAAUCGACUACAUCCACUGCCUUGUUCCUGAUUUGCUUCAACUGACGCAGCUGCCUUGCUACUGGGGAGUGAUGGACCGCUACGAGGCUGAGGCCCUUCUCGACGGCAAGCCGGAGGGCACCUUCCUCCUCCGAGACUCGGCCCAAGAGGACUACCUCUUCUCGGUCAGCUUCCGGCGCUACGGCCGCUCCCUCCACGCCCGUAUCGAGCAGUGGAACCACAACUUCAGCUUCGACGUCCAUGACCCCAGCGUCUUCCACGCUCCCACCGUCACCGGCCUCCUGGAGCACUACAAGGACCCCAGUGUCUGCAUGUUCUUCGAGCCGCUCCUCUCCAUCCCAGUGAAUCGCACUUUCCCUUUUGGCCUGCAGCAUCUCUGUCGGGCUGUGGUCACCUGCUGCACCACCUACGACGGCAUCGGGCGCCUGCCCAUCCCCAGCGCCUUGAAGGAGUACCUCAAGGAGUAUCACUACAAGCAGCGGGUCAGGGUCCGGCGCCUGGACGCUUGGUGGAGUUGAUGGGGGAAGAAGCCCUUGGAGACCCCCAUUGGACACUGGUCCACAGCCACCCCUUCCCUAGUCUUUGCUGUUGACUUCCAUGAAACUCGUGGCCCCGUCUAAGCGCCUUCCCAGUUGGGUCAUCAUCCGAGACCUCCAUCAGCCAUUGCUCCACAGCCAACCUUUCUUGGUCUUCACUGUUGACUUCCAUGAGAUUUGGGUUGGCAUCCUUUCGUCCAUCCAUGGACACAGCUAUCCUCCCAACUCAUCAUCUUGGGAUAACUUGUGGCCCUGUCUAAGCACCUUCCUAGUUGGGUCAUCAUCCAAGACCUCCAUCAGUCAUUGCUCCACAGCCAACUUUUUUUGGUCUUCACUGUUGACUUCCAUGAGAUAUAGGUUGGCAUCCUUUCUUCCAUCCAUAGACAUAGCUAUCCUCCCAACACAUCAUCCUGGGAUAACUCAUGGCCCUGUCUAAGCGCCAUCCUAGUUAGGUCAUCAUCUGAGACCUCCAUCAGUCAUUGCUCCACAACCAACCUUUCUUGGUCUUCACUGUUGACUUCCAUGAGAUUUCAGUUGGUAUCCUUUUGUCCAUCCAUGGUCACAGCUAUCCUCCCAACACCUCAUCUUGGGUUAACUCAUGGCCCUGUCUAAGCGCCUUCCCAGUUGGAUCAUCAUCCGAGACCUCCAUCAGGCAUUGCUCCGCAGCCAACCUUUCUUGGUCUUCAUUGUCGACUUCCAUGAGAUUUCAGUUGGUAUCCUUUCGUCCAUCCAUGGACACAGCUAUCCUCUCAACACAUCAUCUUGGGAUAACUCAUGGCCCUGUCUAGGCGCCUUCCCAGUUGGGUCAUCAUCCAAGACCUCCAUCAGCUAUUGCUCCACAGCCAACCUUUCUUGGUCUUCACUGUUGACUUCCAUGAGAUUUGGGUUGGUGUCCUUUCAUCCAUCCAUGGACACAGCUAUCCUCCCAACACAUCAUCCCAGUGCAGAACCCACUGCCACGUGGCUCUUAAUCUUGUCUAAGCGCCUUCCCAAUUGAGUCAUCAUCCGAGACCUCCAUCAGGAACUGGUUCCCAGCCCUUUCUAUCUUGUUCUUCUCCACUGACUUCGAUGAGAUUUGUGGCCCUGUCUAAGCGCCUUCCCAAUUGGGUUGCCAUCCUUUCAUCCAUCCAUGGACACAGCUAUCCUCUUUCUGCGUCAUCUUGUGGCGUGGACACCUGGCUCUUGAUCCUAUGGACACCUGGCUCUUGAUCCUAAGCACCUUUCCAACUGGGUCGUCAUCCUUUCAUCAAAUCCCUGAUGCCGAACGUAGAUAUGGACCUGCCUUCCACAUCAUCUUUACAUCAUCGUGGUGCAGAACCCAUUGCAAUGUGGCUCUUCAUCCUGUCUAAGCGCCUUCUCACUUGGGUCGCCAUAUUUUUUGUCCCUCCAUGAACGUAGGUGUCCUCCAACAUCAUCAUGUGGCAUCUCAAUGCUCUUCAUCCAUGGAUUUAUGGAGAACAAGAAGUAUUCGCCAUAUUUUUGUCCCUCCAUGGAUGUAGGUGUCCUCCAACAUCAUCAUGUGGUACCUCAAUGCUCUUCAUCCAUGGAUUUAUGGAGAACAAGAAGUAUUCGCRGUAUUUUUGUCCCUCCAUG